AAAGAAGAAGAAACGUAGGCUUGGCAGUAGUGUAAAGCUGCAGCAGCAUGGCAGACACCAGUGAGGAGUCACAUGGUUGUGAAAACGAAGAUAAAUGCACUGAUAAUGAUUUUGAAACGUCAAAACUCGGGACCAAAGAAUAUUGGGAGGAAGCCUACCAAAAAGAACUAGAGACGUUUAAAGACAUUGGAGACAUUGGGGAAAUAUGGUUUGGUGAAGAAAGCAUGAGUCGUGUCCUGCGAUGGAUGGACAGAGCUAAGAUCCCAGAGGAUGCAGCCAUUCUUGAUAUCGGCACUGGAAAUGGGGCCUUCUUGGUUGAACUGGCGAAGCAUGGAUACAAGAACCUUACAGGUGUAGAUUAUUCCCCCGCAUCAAUAGAACUGGCCAGAAACAUCCUGCAGGCAGAGGGCUUGACUGAUGUCACUGUGAAGGAGGCUGAUUUCCUUAACUCUGCAGGAGAACUCGGAGGUUUUGAUUUCUGCAUUGACAAAGGAACAUUCGAUGCCAUUAGUUUAAACCCGGAUAACAACAAUGAGUGCAAAAAACUGUAUGUCCGCACCCUAAAAGAAGCUCUUAAAGACAAUGGCAUCUUUGCUAUCACUUCCUGUAACUGGACCAAAGAGCAGUUGCUAGAGAGAUUCUGUGACGGAUUUGAAUUUGUACAGGAGUUGCCUACCCCUAGUUUCCAGUUUGGAGGAAAAACUGGCAACAGUGUGGCAGCACUUAUCUUCAAGAAAGUACACAGUUGAGGUUUCUAAAGUGAAUGUUUGUCUCUUUUUGCAGUUGUUUUUUGUUUGUUUUUUUCAACAUUUUUGUUUCUAUUUGAUGCAGAAUAUUUUAUUAGUCUGUUCUACAAGACCUGACCCCAGUAUGUUGCAAUAAAACAAAUGAAUGUUAAAUAUUAGAACAGUUUUUGGUUUAAUAAAAUGAGUUUUUGAAACAAGAUCUAGUUUUUUCCAGUCUUCAACUAUUCAUUUUUUCCCUCCUUCCAUAAAUCAUCCUGUAAUCCCUGACAUGUCUUUGCAACGACUUCUUUGAGAGUCCGAACACAGAGAUGACCAGUAUUCUCUCUCGCUAGGUUAUAAAUUUAAUUUGCCUCUCCAACCAUUGUGAGAAUGGAGAGAAUGGUGCCCAUCUAAUUGGUUAAACUGGAAACCAGCAACACUGGGGGUCCCGAGGAUGAUGAUUAACAACUUCUAACAUCAUGAAUAAACAGGAGGCUGUGGCUUCUAUGGGAGAGGAGCUUUUCUACCCUCCUCCUUCCUAAAUGGCAUCAUUAAUAUCUGCCAAGCUCUGGAUGCUAAUUGCAAGCUGCACAGGCAAGUGGCCCAAUGGGAGCCGUCCACGUCGACACACACUAUUGAGUAAACACAUCCGAGAUUUACAAGAAUUACUGCCUGGAAAUUUACAAGACUGUGUAUCCUGUCUGGUUAAGGCACGUUGUGCCCACAUUUACAGCACUGAGAUUUUCCCAUGAAGUGAAAUGUUUUUGUUGGGUUUUGGAGUUUCUGCUCAAUGGAAUCAUCCCCUCCUGCAGGCUCAGUGUUUUCAAAUGUGUAAUUAUGCAGCAGGUAGUGUUUCACAUUUCUCUCAACAUGUCAUGAAAACUUAAACUAAUGUUGGAAUGAUGUUUCCCACAGUGAUAUUCAACUUUUUUUUCUUGUAAAAAGGUUGUUUUUGUUAAAUAUAUUAAGUGUUAUUCAUACACAAGUUAAGAUUUUUUUUUCUUCAAAUUAGGUUGGCUUCCAGGGAUAUUUGUUGCCCAUAAAUGCCACUUUGUUGGUGCAUUAUGUUUGCACUACCAAUAUUUCUGCGAUUUCUUGGUGCGUUGGAGUCUAUACUUUUCUGUCUGCAGACUAAUGGGAUAGUUUUCUUAUUUUCUCUACUGUUAAGUGAUUGAUGGCCUAGACUGCUGUUCAGUUAUAUAUGUGGGGUAACUGGUUGGACUGGAUACAUAAGGCUGUGCCUCAUUUUUUAGAGGAAUUAUUAGAAGGUAUAAGAGUUCUGAAGAUAAUGCGACAUAUCAUUUAAAAAUAAACUGAUUACCUCAAGCUGUUUUUGGCUUGAAAUAUAGAAGAAACAUUUCUAAUAAUAAACCUGAUGAUUCUUGUCUUCUCUUUUCUAUUUU
This is a messenger RNA of Cyprinodon variegatus (sheepshead minnow), 2128 nucleotides long. It is a transcript of the gene eef1akmt2, whose product is annotated as methyltransferase like 10. The transcript is spliced from 6 exons. Gene Ontology annotation, biological process: peptidyl-lysine dimethylation; peptidyl-lysine monomethylation. Gene Ontology annotation, cellular component: cytoplasm. The coding region runs from base 48 to 749 and encodes 233 amino acids. NCBI's taxonomy places the organism in Eukaryota, Metazoa, Chordata, Actinopteri, Cyprinodontiformes, Cyprinodontidae. The record is from RefSeq and is a predicted model, not a curated record. Gene Ontology annotation, molecular function: protein-lysine N-methyltransferase activity.